Molecule: messenger RNA, 3182 nt
Organism: Ooceraea biroi (clonal raider ant)
Lineage: Eukaryota; Metazoa; Arthropoda; Insecta; Hymenoptera; Formicidae
Product: sialin
Biological process (GO): monoatomic anion transport; transmembrane transport
Cellular component (GO): membrane
Molecular function (GO): transmembrane transporter activity
Source: RefSeq, a predicted model, not a curated record
GGCCGUUGGUCAACUCGUGUCAAACGGUCUUUCGCAACGCGAUUCAUACGUUCAUAUCUCGUUCUGGCGGUUAUCGCUUAUUCAGGCUCUGCACAUACGUCAUUGAAAUAUUUUUCUCUUAUCGGUCUGUCUGCCAUCAUUUCUACUCUCUCGUUCUAUAACAAUGUGUGUGCGCGUUGAGACAUUAUCUAAUGUUUUAGUUACUUGAAAUGGAACACUUAUACCGAGUGUCUCGUCAGAAAUUGUCGUGGUCUAUUCUCUGAGAUUCUUCCAUUAACUUGGGAAUUUUUAGCAAAAAUGUUACAUUCACGAAAUUAGCAGAAAUAUUAAAUUUUAAUUUACAAAGUUUUAUUAAAUUGAAAACUAAAAGGUUAACUAUACGUAAUAAGCAGGAAAAGAGAAUUUAUUCAGAGUGUGAACGCGAAUAUCAACAAGUGUCGGUAAGUCACGUUACACAUUCCGGUUUGUUUGGAGAGAAAAAGAGGAAACGAUUAUCUCGCUUUCCUUCCUAAGAGUCGUUUAUUUAAGUUUUACUCUUUUAGAAACUUGUUUCUCCUUAGUAUAUAGACGCUGGUGUUUCCAUAUUCAAUUUAAUUGUGUCUUGAAUAGGCCUCGAAGUAAACAGGCACGUUGGUAUGUCUAUGUAGACCUAUCUUACUAGUUGAAACAAUUAUCAUAGAUUUACUCGUGUUCAGAUUUUGAUUUACCGUUUUCUCUUCGUUGUGUAUAUUAAACAUCAUAGACACAUACAUCAUAGACUUGUGCUCCAGUCAUCGCAUCAUUGAUUCGAUAAAUUUGUUUGUACUUUGAUAAAGUAUGGCAUAUAAACAAGAUACGUGCAUUAGUGGUAAAGCUGCUAUAAGUGCAGAAUAUCGCGAGCCCGCAAAGAACCAUCUUGAAGAAUGACAGGACUAUGACAGGAGGAACUUGAAUGAGUGACAGUGCGCUUCUCAUUACGGGCUGUAAUCUCGAGUGGCUAGGGAGGCACACAACUGCAGUCGGCUGCGCCGACGAGUUCAGAAAGAUACUCGUGGAGGAGGAAUCCGGAUGCCCCGUCUCUUCGCCGGCGAUAAUUAUAAUUCGAUAGUCGUGGUCGUGCCGGUGAAUGUGCGAGCCAGUGAAAUCGCGUGAAAACAGUCGGUGAUCGUGUCGAUACGAAAACAAACCGCAGUGACACGUCGCUACGUGAUGGUCAUCGAUGUCGUUGGAUCAUUAGCCGAGAUUGUAUUAAAUAUCCAGAAUCAUGGAGAUACGCGUGCGAUAUUUGUACGCUAUAAUGCUGUGUAUAGCGAACAUGAUUCUGUAUGGUCUGAAAGUGAACAUUGCGACAGCCAUCAUUGGCAUGGUGAAGAAAAAGCCAGGUUUGCCAGAUUGGUCGGACGAAUGUCCGGAAUACGAAACUCCUGAAGCUGCCGUCACCGAUAUUGACGGCCCAUUCGAUUGGACGGCGAGCGAGCAAGGUCUGGUCAUCAGCAUAUAUUUUGCCGGUUACCUCAUUGGUAUGUUCCCAUCGGGAUAUUUGGCAGAUAGAUUCAAUACCAAGUACGUGCUGUUAACUUGCGUGCUGGCAAAUGCAAUCUUGACGAUUCUGGUGCCGGUCGUAGCGAGCUCAUUGUACACGCUAUACGUCGUAAGAUUUUUAACCGGCCUCAUGACCGCGGCGAAUCUUCCCAUUGUAAACGUUAUUCUGGGGAAAUGGGUUGUGUACGAGGAGAAGUCCAUGUGGAUCGGCAUCAUAUUCGCCGGAACGUCGAUCGGCACCGUGAUAUCUAUUCUCAGCUCCGGCAUGAUAUUAAAUUACGUAGGCUGGGAAGCUAUUUUUUACAUCCACGGAGCGCUACCAUUUAUUUGGUGCGUGGUGUUCUAUAUAUUCUUCGCCGAUAGUCCAGAAGAGCAGAAAUACAUAACGGAAGAGGAGAGAUCGCUCAUCGUGAACUCGUAUGGCCAUCGGGCGCCCAUAUCCUCAAAAAUGAAAGUCCCAUGGAAAAGUAUAUUUACGUCGGUACCAUUCCUGUCUUUGAUCGUUACCAAUACCUUGGGCAACUUUUGUUGGUAUUUCCUGCUCACCCAGCUGCCGCUUUAUAUGAACAAGAUAUUGCGAUAUGAUAUCAAAUCGAAUGCAGCUAUCGUUUGCGCGCCGUAUCUUGUAAAUGCCUUCACCAAUCCGUUAUUGGGCAGGAUUUUAGAUUGGGGACGGAGAAAAGGAUAUUGGUCGCAAACCACUGCCCGCAAAAGCGCGGUAUUUAUAAGUAUGAUACCAGCUAGUGUGUUUCUAAUCAUAAUCACGUACAUCGGUUGCGCACGUGUAACGUCGACGGUGUUGCUGACUUUAAGUAUAAUAUUCUCGGGUGCUAUAUUCGUUGGCCACCUCUGUAAUCAAAACGAUUUGGCUCCAAAUUACGCGGGAAUUCUCAUGGGUAUUACAAAUACCCCGGGUACCAUCUCUGCUUUUAUCUUGCCACCGAUAGUUGGUUCUCUCGUAGCGGAAGGACACACUAUAUUGCGUUGGAGAUACGCAUUUUGGAUUAAUAUCGUCUGCAGUGUCCUCGCUUUCGUGAUAUUUGUAAUUUUUGGAUCUGCGAAAAUUCAACCAUGGAAUUAUCCGAUAGAGGACGUUGAAAAUUGGGAGGACAACGGACAGCAGCAACAGGAGACACGACAAGAAGAAACAAAGACUUGAGGAUUGAGUCCGUGUUUAUCUAGUAUUAAUUUCUUAAAAUUCCAAGAGAACAUGCUUUUACGAAAGAUCCAUCUUAUCUACUACGUAGAUGAAGACGCGUUAUGCAAACAAAUCUCACAAAUACGUUCGUGUAAUUUCUCGGCGAAGAAUUAUAAGUGUCAAGAAUUUUGUAAUUCUUGUAAUUUUCGUCGAUACUUUAUAUUCGCAAAACCCGUAUUUUGUAACAUUUUGAUAUGUUAUUAGCAAUUUUUAUAAGCCUAUUUAGAGUAGCGAAUGUAAAUUAAUUAUCAGUUUAUGUGUUAUGAAUAUAUUAUAUAUUUUUUUAUGCACGUAGCAUCUUACAAUAUUGUAUUAUAUUGUACUUGAAGAAGAAGAACUUUAUGGUGAGAAUACACUUUGCGAGAUAUUGUCGGUGCCAAAACUUCUGCUGCCUUAUACGGGCAGUAAUUUUACUAGAUGUAUCGUGCAAAGAACUUAAUAUAGCAUCAAAUUAUUUUCUACA